AUGCGCUUCUCGCUCUCCGCUCGUGGUGGGAGCCGUGCGCUGUCUCGACUGGAAACGGUACGGCAAGCCAGGAGGCUGUCUACCCAGCGUCCCCCGUUCUUGAGGGUGCACGAGGAGGUAGAAGAUGCCUUAAAGUCUGGAAAGCCCGUGGUAGCUCUUGAGACGACAAUCUAUACCCAUGGCUAUCCAUAUCCUGACAAUGUCUCACUCUCCUCACGCCUCGAGUCUCUCGUCCGCGUCAAUGGCGGCAUCCCCGCGACCAUCGGCAUUCUAGAUGGUGUUGCAUAUGUUGGUAUGGAGCCGGAAGAAAUCAUACGCCUCGUAUCUACGGCAGGCAACGACAAAACACUCAAAGUCUCACGUAGAGACCUAGCAUACAUUACUGGCCUAGGGCUAAGAGGCAGGAAGCUGAACGGCGGAACUACAAUAUCUGGGACCAUGGUUCUCGCACACCUGGCUGGCAUCAAGGUCUUCGCUACAGGAGGCCUAGGCGGUGUGCAUCGUGGCGGCGAGGACAGUAUGGACGUUUCUGCUGACUUGACUGAGCUGGGUCGCACGCCAGUAGCGGUCAUUGCUUCUGGCUGCAAGAGUAUUUUGGACAUUGGCAGAACCAUCGAGUACCUAGAGACUCAAGGUGUCAGUGUGGGCACCUUUGCCGACGGGCGACCAGGCAAAGUCGACUUUCCCGCUUUUUGGGCAAGAGAUAGUGGCUUCAAAAGCCCCCUUACAAUCCAGGAUGAAGUUGACGCAGCAGCUAUGAUCUAUGCCCAGUCGCAGCUACCUGUCCAUUCUGGCCUUUUCUUCGCCAACCCUGUGCCGGUAGAGUCGGCUUUGCAAAGGGACCAAGUUGAUGGCUAUAUUGCUCAGGCGGUUGCAGAGGCAGAGCAGCAGGCAAUCACAGGCAGCGCCAACACACCCUUUCUGUUAAAGAGGAUUCGAGAGUUGAGCAAAGGAGUGACUGUCACUGCCAACACGGCUCUUGUGGAGGCAAAUGUUAUUAGGGGCACACGGAUCGCUGUGGAGCUUGCGAAACUGGAGAAGCAUGGGAGUUACGCCCAAGAAGGUGUCACGGUCUCGGGUCCCGUAAAUGCGGUCUCAGAGAACAAUGUAGGCACAACGAAGACCGCACCUCCCCAAGUUGACAUUCUCGUCGCGGGCGCCAUUGCUAGCGAUACACUCUGCGACUAUGCUCCUUUCGUAUCGAGUUCUGACCCAUCGCCUGUGUUGCAAACCUCGAAUCCAGCCAGCAUCGCGCAAUCUUCAGGUGGUGUGGGUAGAAAUGUGACACUGGCGGCCCACUACGCUGGAGCCAAGGUGGCUCUCGCUGGUGUUGUAGCUGACGACAUUGCUGGUCAGUCACUCAUCGAGCACAUGGCUCGUGGUGGCUUCGUCACAGACUACAUUCGGACGCUUAAGACAACGGAUGGCGCAAGAACGGCGCAAUAUGUGGCAGUCAACGAUGCAAAGAAAGACCUGGUCCUAGCUAUGGCAGAUAUGUCUAUCCUGACCCGACCAGAGCUCGAGCAGCAGGCAUAUUGGGAUGAUGUUCUCCAGAAAGCCAAGCCUAAAUAUCUGGUCAUCGACGGCAACUGGUCUGCCCGGAUCAUGUCAACGAUCUUUGCGUCCGCACGCGCCAACGGCGUUCCUGUCCCAGUCUUUGAGCCAGUCUCUACCGCCAAAUCCAUAACACCAUUCGACAAAGAACACCCAUCAAUCAGAGUCACCCGCUGCUUCCCUUCGCACGACCUUGCCUUUGCAACGCCGAACCAAUUCGAGCUCAGGGCCAUGCACACUGCCGCAAGAGAGCGCGGCUAUUUCGAUUCGCAGGCUUGGUGGACAGUCAUCGACAGCUUUGGCCUGUCCAGUUUGACCAGCCGCGAUAGAUUCAUCUCCGUCACCUCGCCAGAGCUGGUGGAUCAGGGCAUCCCGCAGCAAUGCAUGCAACUCUUGCCAUAUAUUCCCAGCAUAGUCACGAAGCUGGGUUCGCAGGGCUGUCUCCUGACCGAGAUCCUUCCGCCAAACGAUCCAAAGCUGCGAGACCCAGAUACUGCUCCCUACAUCGUGGCAAGAUGCUUCGAUGGCGAAACGACGGGGAUCGGAGGCGUGUACAUGCGGAUGUUCCCCGUUGAGCAAGAUGUUCCAGCCGAGGAUGUUGUCAGUGUGAACGGUAUUGGCGACACUAUGCUCGGCGUCAUCAUGUCUUCGCUGGCCCAUGAACCAUCCCUUGAGCGAGCCAUUUCUAGAGCGCAAUAUGCGGCAAUGUUGUCCUUGAAAAGCCCGGAGGCUGUGUCCCUUAAAAUUCAGGAACUUGGUCGUCUCACGAAGUAG
Molecule: messenger RNA, 2328 nt
Organism: Cyphellophora europaea CBS 101466
Lineage: Eukaryota; Fungi; Ascomycota; Eurotiomycetes; Chaetothyriales; Cyphellophoraceae
Exons: 3
Coding region: 1-2328 (775 amino acids)
Molecular function (GO): pseudouridylate synthase activity
Source: RefSeq, a predicted model, not a curated record